Molecule: messenger RNA, 3711 nt
Organism: Recurvomyces mirabilis
Lineage: Eukaryota; Fungi; Ascomycota; Dothideomycetes; Mycosphaerellales; Teratosphaeriaceae
Exons: 3
Coding region: 1-3711 (1236 amino acids)
Biological process (GO): tRNA methylation
Molecular function (GO): RNA binding; tRNA (guanine) methyltransferase activity
Source: RefSeq, a predicted model, not a curated record
AUGACCACAAUCAACCCUUCGGUGCUAGCAUCGUUGCUACAACAUGUCCCGCAAGAAAGUCGCAGCAUAGCAGUCAGAGCCGCUGUUGAUAGCAUCAGGCAAGGUAGCGUGAGUGAGAUAGGUCCGCUCGGAUCUCUUCUUGGCCAAUAUCCGGACAGUGAUGCCGAGCAGAAUCUGGCUUUGCACCUACGGGAGCUACUGGACGAUGGCAAGACGCCUGCCACCACAGAGCUGCCUGAUGGUAUUCGAGACGACCUACUGGGGUAUGCCGUGAUUUGUCUCGAGAGGACCGUUGGUGAUCUGGUUCGCGGCCGGGGCAGGUCGGUCGAGGUAUCCAUGGAACGCAUGCCUGGCUUGCUAGCCAACAGAGAAGCGGAAGUCGACUCGGGAGCAGAAGAAGCCAUACUGGACUUCCAGCAUAUCAAAUUUCUGCUCGCCUUCGCAAGGUCUAGUGUCAGAUCAGAUUCCCCCAAGAAUGUGGUUGAUGGUCUACUCAACGCUGCCAUAGUUCUGAGUGGCUGCGCUGACCGAGAUAUCGCUUCUGCAGCCUCCAGUGUGCUGAGCUGGCAAGUCAAGCUCGGCCUCACUGAUGAUACCUCGCGUGCAUCACAACUAUGGUCAUGGCUGCAAGCAUUACUGUCCAGCUCUGAGGCCUUCUACCGCAAUCUUGCGUUCUCGCUGUGGCUGCGAUGUGCAAGUUCUCACGGGAAACUGCUACUUCAGUGGAUGAAGACGACGUACUGGUCUCUGCUACAAGAAGGCAUGCAGAAUGGGGAUGCCGAACGUCGAAAACAGUGCCUCGCAAUACUGCGGCAGUCUGUUGUGUUGGCAGCAGGGAUCGACAGCUUAUGUGGAACCAUUGGCAAUGAUCUUGUGACCACGAAAGACAUUGGGCCACCAGUGAAACCGGAAUUGAAAGAUAGCGCCGCUCUCGUUGAGCAAUACGAACGCUACUGUACUGUUUUCGAGACGGUCCUGCUCGGCCGCUACCUCAAUCAGGUCAUCGCCACAAAGCCAGACCUUGACUUCCUCAGCAAGUCCACGUCUCUGGUCAGAACAGCUUGGCUACACGUUCUACUUGCUGCAGCCUUGCAUCCCAAGAUCCAAGACUCAAAUCGCAAGUUCAUCGGAAACUGGAUCAUGCGCUCGAAAUUCCAGUCGGAGUGUUCAGCAGAAUUUGUGCGCUUCUUGGAAUCUGCGUUUCUGCCUUGGGCUACCCAGGGCUCACUCUUCACUUCUACACUAAGCGAGGACGAAGGGCGUCUGCGAUGCACUCAUGGCGAGAGGCUGGCCGACUACAUCUGUGGCCUGCUCGAGGCCAACGCCGUCAAUAAUACCUUGGCAUUAUCCAUCGUGGACGCUGUCCUCGACCUCAUCGUGAACAGGCGUAGUGGCAACUUUGCGUACGCAAGUGUUUACUUGUUAGAGGGAGUAGCCCAAGGACUCCAAGUUUCUCCAGCAGUCAGGCUGGAACAGAAGCAACUUCGCAGGAUCGCUGAUCUGUCUACAUGGGCAGCUCUGCCAGAGGUGGCAAGAGACUUUGUCUUUUUGCGGUGCUUGAAGCUAUGCGCUGAAUCCCCAACGUCAAGCACGAGCACGAACGACAGAGCCACGUCUCGAGCAGGUAGUCGAUGGUCUGAACUCCAGAAACUGCUUCAAGAUAGUACAAGCGACGUCCUGCUUAGGGGACCAGUAGCGGCGUGGGAUACCAAGUCAUCAAAGCGAGACCAGCUGGAGGCUGCAGCUUUGGAGAAAUGUGGUUACCUUCGUGCAUUGCUCAACGGAGAGGCUAGAAUAUCAGCCGAGGUCCUAAUGACACAAGUCGAGGAUAUUUGGAGUGAGAUGGAGUACCUGGAGUACCCGAAAAACCUCCUCAUGCAAAUGCCAAGUCUGAUCCUGCACAAGACAACUCUUGCACUGGCUCAAGAUCACAACGAGGUUAUGAGAAUGGUGUCGGCAAGAAUGAGCGACCUUCAAACUCUGUCAGCGAGUCGAGUCUACCUCUUUCCACCAUUUGCCUGCGCCAUCCGAAACCUCACAAUCUUCAACGACGGAGCCACGGAUCUCCUCGACAUAGAAGAUCUGAUUAUAUGCUACGCUGAUUGCUUGCCCGAGCCCACCGUGGACCUCCGCCUGGAAGAUGCUACGACAUAUCUGCUACAAUCGAUAGAACCCAACAUGACAGCGCGCUUUGGCUAUGAGUAUUACUUCGGUAAACGAGGGAUGUUCGGCGUUGCUGCUCUGAUCGAUCUAGUAAGCAGGAUGGGCAGCACAAACAUUACACAAGCCAUCUUCGAUCGGCUCUUACAACGCUGGGCGAAGCAGAGAGCACCUGUGCCUAGUGUCAGCUCCUGGAAGACGACUUUGCAGCUGCAGCUUAUGCUGCUCACUUGUGAGCAGAUCUUGCCACAUCUUGACGCUGAAGCAGUGUUGCAGAAGCUGCAUUAUGUGCUAUCUAUCGAGCCGCUACCUCGAUAUCGAUAUCUUCUCUCCUGGAUCAUUGCGCGGAUAUACCUGCAGAAGAAGGAUCCACAGCAGCGUAUUUUGAGCGAGCUUGGCACGAAAGAUCAUCAUAGCAAUCCGAAGUAUCUUGCGUCACUACUCAAGAUUGGCGUCAUGAUCGCGAAGACAGAAGGCACAGAUCCUGAGUUUGCGUUCAAGCUAGCUUGCGCCUUCGUACCGCUCGCUGCGUCGUCCAAAGUAGUCAUUCGGCACGAAGCUCAAUGGCAGAUUCCCAGACUUAUGGACCAUGCUGAAACACAUGGUUGGGAUCAGAUCACGGGCAAUGCUGCUUUUGUGGCCCUCAACGACUAUAUUCGCAGUCUGGAAAGAUAUGAAAUACCGCCACUGGAACGACAGCUUGAUCGCUUCGAUCCUGUCCUCGAUCACACCAUGACGAAUCUGGUUGAGGGGCCGUGGUAUGGACUUGAUAGCACGGAAUCGCCACUCUGUGGUCGAGUAGACUUUUUGGCACUGUGGGAAGGUGAUGCGCAGCAGGGAAUCCAGAAGCUGGAGGCCUGCAUACCUUUAGGCGAUCCCAUAGUGCUACCCACGAUUGCUCCUCAUGAGUCCUCCAUAGCAGGGACGAGCAGCGUCGAGAACGCACAGGCUCUGACACCUUCCAAGGGAGACGUGUCGCGUGCUCUACAGACUAAAGGAACAGCGUACCUCACGAGCGGCCUCGAGAACGAAGCAGAGCAGUCGGCCAAGCGCAACGAGCUUAUCGUGGUUGCCUCUCUCGUCGACAAUCCAUACAACCUCGGUGGCCUCUCCCGGGUAUCAGAGAUCUUCGGAGCUUCCGAGAUGCAUCUACAGAACCAGAACGUCACGUCGAACAAGGACUUCUCGAAUGUGUCAGUGUCGUCUCAUGUGCAUCUGCCGAUGUUCCAGCUCUCAGCCACCGCAGUAGUGGAAUAUCUGAUGGAGAAGAAGCGGGACGGAUGGUCGAUCGUGGGUAUUGAGCAGACUGAUCGGAGUGUCUUGCUUGGCACAGAGGCAUGCAAGCUGCCAAGGAAAACUGUGCUGAUUAUUGGAGGUGAGAAGGAGGGCAUUCCGGCAUUGGUGCUGGGAGAGUGCGACCUAUUGGUUGAGAUUCCGCAGCAGGGCAUUACCAGAAGUCUGAAUGUGCAGACUGCAGCAGGAAUCGUGUUGUUCGAGUAUACUCGACAGCAUCGUGGUGUAGAAAGCAGCAGAGUAGAUCAUUAUAGUUGA